Symbiodinium natans is the source of this 1374-nucleotide messenger RNA. The record is from the annotation of a GenBank genome assembly. NCBI's taxonomy places the organism in Eukaryota, Dinophyceae, Suessiales, Symbiodiniaceae.
AUGGAGCCCAGUGGCCAUGGCCUGGAGCGGUACGUAGCGCUGGAAAGCACAGUUGGACGCGGUACCCACGGCCUUCAGCGCUGGUUGGCCCCUGCCAGCCUUCUUUUAUCGGCCCUGUUUUUCCAGAACGCCGGCUUGUACUCCGCCAGCUGCGAGUACGUGCGUUGGACGGACGAGGCCGUGGCUUCCGUGGCAGGGCGUGUUUCUUCCAUCGAGGAGGAGGCGCAGUUGGCACUGGAAGAUCCCGUGCACGGUCUGCUGAAGUCUUCGAAGCUCGCGAGGUCACUGGAAGGACUGAGUUGGUCCCCGGAGAUCUGGGUUGAUUUGAUGGCGGACUGUGUGAUUCUGCUGCUGCUGUGGUGGCUUGUUCGGAAGAAUGAUCUCAAGACCUGGACACAUCUUGCACUGUCAGCGUCAGUUCUGGCGGUCUUGAAAGGGUUCCUAGCUUGGUCUACUGUGCUGCCUAAUGCAGCUGGAUGGGGAGGGUGCAAGCAAUCACUUGGUGCCGAUGGCUUGAUGUACUUCAGACGCCAGAACACUGGGAGCUUGAGCCUGAUGGAUUCUUUGUUGGAUAUCACUCUGCUUACUAUCCAGAGCCUGUGGCUGCUGGGACGCGCAGCGCCGCAACAGCUGUGCUCCGACACACUGUUUUGCUGCUCUACCAGCUCUCUGACGCUGGUGUGCCUUAGCGCUUAUGAGGCCGUUGCGCGCAGCGUGGACGAGUUCAGACACGAGCGACGGGCAGCGGUCAUGGGGUUGUUUGGCCUCAUACUCUGUGCCAUCGUUCUUGCAGACAUCACCCUAGCCAUCGGAAGCAAGCUCCACUACAGCCUUGACGUGGUGGCAGCCGUGCCGCUGAGCUUCUUGGUGUACGGCAACCCAGCUUUGGCUUUGAUGGCCCAAGAUUGGGCUGACACAGAUGUAGCCACAAGUGAGGUCCCCACCGAGGCACUAAGAUUCCCGCCCGAUCUUGGUAUUGUUUCCGUGGCCCCGUGCUGCUUACCAUUUGCUGAUCUUGCCGGCACGUAUUAUCUGCAAGACAGAGAUUGGGACUUCGGCCCCUUCAGUUGGACCGCGGAGCGACAGCGUCAGCACUACCGAAGGAAGUCUGAGAUACAGGCAACGCUUGAGGCCACCCGACGACGUUGUGAGGACAUUUCGCUUCUCGUGCAAAACAGCAAGCGGGCAGCCGAGCGUGUCCUUGAAGAGAAGCGCGAGGAAAUGGACCGUCGUGUCUCCGAAGUGCACAACAUGCAGGAGCGAGAGCUCGCCGAUGCAAAGUCAGCGUUGGAGGUGGAUCGCGAGGCAGUUGCUGCGCUCAAGUUGAAGUUGGCCUCCACGUCCACUUCGGUGCCUCGCGGUGCUGCAUCUUAG